CGAUCUUACCUUUGUAUCAGUUCCCAAUCCCAAGACGCGCUCACCUAAGGAGACGACUGCUGGAGCCGUGAAUUACAACGCAAUCCAGGUAGGAUGUUAUUUUAUUAGUAAAAGUUAAAUUUACUGAUUGACUGGUAGUUUGUUGACGACGGUCCGGCUUCGUCAAAUGUAUUACGGAACUGUGAAAAUGAUCAGGGCUCCAGAAGUGCCGCAGCUCCUGCCAUGAGAGCUACGCCAAGCCCUAUCAUCGAACAGCCGGUAGAACAUGAUCGUGCCCAAGCUCCAACAUUAAACCGACUUGCAUGCUUUUCGGGUGUUGAUGCCGAUAUCCCCCGGGAAUCCACUCUUCCAGACUCGAUUAAUUCUUCCCAUCUCGAAGAUAACCGGGGGACCGUUGCCAAGAGCCGUGAUUUGGGCUAUGCCUCCGGCAAUUACACGUCUAGCUCCCAUCUCGCCAACACCGAUAACCCGCCAUAUCUUACCUCUAUUAGUGAAACUGAUGAGAUUGGUCUACUGCGCUAUUUCCGCUACAAUCUGGCGCCCUGGAUCGAUGCCGGGGACCCUGAGUGCGGGUUUGAGAUCCAGGCAUUGCUUCUCGCCAAGACCGAACGACCACUGUUGGCCGCAAUACUAGCACUUGCCUCAUCUCAUUGUUCACGGCGGCAAAAAGCUAACGUCAUAAGGGUCAGUGAUACGUUUCAGGAAGAGGCUGAACGUGGUCUAGCCGAGGCGAAUGAUCAGAUCAGGUCAAUGGGGCAAGCUCUCUUGAUGUUGCAAGAUUUCUGCUCCUCUCGUCCGCAUCAAUGGAGGGACUUCCUGCUAUCUCGAAUUCGUACGUAUACUCGUCUAGCCGCCGUCACCACCCCACAAGGUAUGCUCAAUCAGCCAUGGUGGCUGCUCCACUUUCGAAUUGGUACGCAUCCUUACUCCACCUAGUGACCUGACAAGGCUGACACUUGUGCCGAAGAUCUUGCUGCCGGCAUCUUUAGUGCGAAGGCGCCACUGAUGCCCUACUCAUCACAAUUAUUACCCGAUGGCUCAUUCUCACUAGCGCCACAACAGCGACCGGCGAAAUGGGUAUUCCUACGUGCUCUACUUCUUCUAGCGGAUUGUCUAUCUCUCCUCUUCGGUCAAGUUGACUCGUCCUCGAGUUCCGAAAGUGAGAGGACCCUAGCCGUCCAUACCUUACUUCAAACCGAUUUUACCUCACGAUGGACGUCAAUAUGGGCCAACUGCCAAGAAUGGUACCACAAUCGGCACGUGGAGAUGCGGCCGGUCUUGGAUAUUCGGGGCGUGGAGGCCGAUGAAAUUAACUUUGGGAACGGUUCAUCUUUUCCUAUUCUU
This is a messenger RNA of Aspergillus alliaceus, 1344 nucleotides long. RefSeq lists its product as uncharacterized. Gene Ontology annotation, molecular function: DNA-binding transcription factor activity; transcription cis-regulatory region binding. The transcript has a single exon. The record is from RefSeq and is a predicted model, not a curated record. Gene Ontology annotation, biological process: positive regulation of transcription by RNA polymerase II. The coding region runs from base 223 to 936 and encodes 237 amino acids. Gene Ontology annotation, cellular component: nucleus. Lineage: Eukaryota; Fungi; Ascomycota; Eurotiomycetes; Eurotiales; Aspergillaceae.